Alnus glutinosa is the source of this 1116-nucleotide messenger RNA. RefSeq lists its product as uncharacterized. Bases 1 to 1116 code for a protein of 371 amino acids. The record is from RefSeq and is a predicted model, not a curated record. The transcript has a single exon. NCBI's taxonomy places the organism in Eukaryota, Viridiplantae, Streptophyta, Magnoliopsida, Fagales, Betulaceae.
AUGGAACCAACAAAGUAUUACCAGUUCUCCAUAGAUGAAUGGACUCCCUUGAAUUCUCCCAUUAACAAGGUAUUGAUGGAAAUCAAGAAGGAUCCGCAAUACGAAAGGCCUUAUCCCCUUCACAAUAAGCGUGUGAGGGAAGAAAAUAGAAACAAGUUCUGCGCGUACCAUGAUGCUCGGGGUCAUGUCACCGAGGAAUGCAGAAAUCUCAGAAUCCUUAUCGAGAUGUUCAUAAAAAACAAAAAACUACUCCGUUUCAUAGCAGACAACCAGGGCCAGCCUCGGCAGAAUCAGAGGCCUCAAGAGCAUCAAGACCGAGAGCAGAGACAUAGAGAGCGUUCUCCUCAGAGACAUAAUGAAGAUCACCGAGGCAGAAGAAGGGAGGAACCUCAGCGAGACAGAAGCAGAAGCAGAGGGGCACAAGGUCAUGGACUGCGGAAUGAGCUGGUCAUCGCCGACAUCCGAACUAUAUUCGGAGGUUUUGGCGGAGGGGGAAAGACGAGUGCAGAUAGGAAGGCCUAUGCUCGGUACCAGAAACAUCAGGAGGUGAUGCCUAUAGAGAGACCCCACAAAUCCCACCGAAGGGAAUCUAUAAUGGUGGGGUUUUCAGAUGAAGAUUAUGCAGGAGUUUCACUUCCACAUACCGACGCGAUCGUGGUCACGCUGCAGGUGGCUAACCACCGAAUCCAUCGAAUGUUCAUCGAUAACGGGAGCUCGGCUGAUAUCCUAUAUUGGUCGGCCUUUCGAAACAUGGAGAUUAGCCCGGAAAAGGUGAUCCCGGCUACCUGCCCUUUGGUGGGGUUUGCCGGGGAACAGGUCCUGCCGGUCAGGUCUAUCGAACUCCCUGUGACUGCUGGGGAUUAUCCGACCACAAAAACUAUUAUGGUUAAGUUUUUGUUGAUCGAUAGACCCUCGGCCUACAACGCAAUUAUUGGAAGGACAACGCUUAAUGAUCUGAAAGCGAUCACUUCCACUUCACAUUUGAAGAUCAAAUUCCCAACCGAGAGAGGUGUUGGGGAAGUAAGGGGAGAACAGGGAGUGGCAUGUCAGUGUUACAAUAUAACGCUGAAAGGAGCCCCUUCACGAAGUAGCUGCAGGGAGAAAGGCGAGCAAUAG